AGCUCUGGGGCCAGUCCCUGUAGAGCUCCGCUAUGGCUCAGGUGGCCAAUAAAGUCCACUGGUCUAGAGCAGCUACAGCAGUAGCCGCCACCGCCAAAGCCAAAAGAUCAAAGCUUAGGAAGACCGUCGCCAAAAGAUUCAAGCUUAAUAAGAAGCAAAACCCUAGAUCUAAGCUUCCCAAGAGAUCUUAUCACUCCUUAAUUUGUUCUUUUAUUCGCUCUCGUUCCCGUGGUUGCUGUCAUUGUUGCUGUCAUUGUUGCUGUCAUUGUUACUGUCGUCGUUCUCGUCCUUCUCAUAGCAGAAGUACAUUUAAGUUCUUUCAGAUUACGAAGAAGGGGGAACAAUCACUUCGAAGGAGAAUUAGGAGACGAAUCAAGCGUGCUACUGAACUUCGAUUGAUGGAGAGCCAACUGGAGCGGAGCCAACUAAAGCUGAUCGAACUGGAACCAAGCGAGAUUUCAGUGGCAUUGCUCUCUCAUGAGAAUGCCAAUGUGUCUGAGCCACAGGAAGUUCCACCAUGCCUUGACAGUGACCCAUUUCUGAAUGGAGACUUGGCCAGCUUCUAGACCCCAAACAGGUCCAAAGACCCAUGAAACAUCAGUGAACGGGUCUGGGAGCUGAGCUGUGGUCCUGUCAAGGCCAGUCUUCACCACAAACUAAUUUGUAUGAUGGUGAAAAUAAAAUCAAUCAG
Mus caroli (Ryukyu mouse) is the source of this 691-nucleotide messenger RNA. Its product is annotated as cysteine-rich perinuclear theca protein 1-like. NCBI's taxonomy places the organism in Eukaryota, Metazoa, Chordata, Mammalia, Rodentia, Muridae. The record is from RefSeq and is a predicted model, not a curated record.